UUAAACAAAGGAAGGAUCUAUGUAUAUUUUUUUUCUUCCACAGUUUUGGGUGAUAAUCCAGCGUCGGUCUGGAGUGGGGGGAUAACCAUUCACCCUGGCUGAAAAACGCAUCCAUUGAGAAGUCUGAAAGAAAUUAACCACGUGAGGGAAAGGGGGGGGGAAACCCUGGGAGAUCAGGAUUUUAUCUUCUUUUUUUGGUCUAUGAUAAAACUGGUGCCCCUCUUGAGGAGAACUGAUCUCAAUUUAUUAUUAUGCAACAACCACAAGGAUCUCAUCUUUCUCAGGGUGUAUAAGCGCUGGAUUGCUUUUCGCCCAAAUCAAUGUGGUUUCUUUGGAACAUUUUCAGCAAAGGAUCGCAUAUGCUGCAGUGUCUUUGUGGCAAGAGUCUUAAGAAAAACAAGAACCCAACUGAUCCCCAGCUCAAGGGUAUAGUGACCAGGUUAUAUUGCAGGCAAGGCUACUACUUGCAAAUGCACCCCGAUGGAAGUCUCGAUGGAACCAAGGAUGACAGCAGUAAUUCUACAUUGUUCAACCUUAUACCAGUUGGACUUCGAGUUGUUGCCAUCCAGGGUGUAAAAACAGGAUUGUAUAUAGCCCUAAAUGGAGAAGGGUUCCUUUAUACAUCAGAACUUUUUACGCCAGAAUGCAAAUUUAAGGAGUCUGUUUUUGAAAACUAUUAUGUAAUCUACUCAUCGAUGCUCUAUAGACAACAAGAGUCAGGUAGGGCCUGGUUCCUGGGGCUCAAUAAAGAAGGGCAAGUCAUGAAAGGAAACAGAGUGAAGAAGACAAAACCAGCAGCUCAUUUUCUACCGAAGCCAUUGGAAGUUGCCAUGUAUCGAGAACCAUCUUUGCAUGACGUUGGAGAAACAGUGCCAAAGGCUGGGGUGACUCCCAGUAAAAGCACAAGUGCAUCGGCAAUAAUGAAUGGAGGCAAACCAGUUAACAAGAGUAAGACGACAUAGCUAGAUCCGCAUGGGUAUCGUGACUGAUUGAGCUCUCUAAGUACGGCUGAGCACUUUAUCCUUGCAAGACUGUCUCACGCUGGCAUCUGCGGAUCAGCUGGAGACGAGCGAACGCUUGCUCUCUGCUCGUUCCAAACUAGGUUGUUGCAAGCGGAUAAAUCUCAACCCGUUUAAGUCCUCCCACAGCAAAGAAGACACCUGGAUAAACCAGCUGAACUCAGACCAUGGAAUGCCCUACCAGAUACGGAAUGCCUUUUUAAUAUUUUUUCUGUGACUGUGACACCUCAUGUGAAUGACAUACUUCACAAGUACACUUGAUAUCCUGCCUGCUGACAGUUACCCAUAAUCCCCCCUUUUGAGUCCAGGAAACCCAUGUGUUUUAAGUUCAAUUUUGUAGCACACAGAAUAAUAUCAAGUAAUUUCUAGAUAGAUGCUGUAAACCUGUUCUAUUAUGGAUUUUCUCUUCUUCCCGCCCCUUUUUUUUACGAGGCUGCUCGCUCCGCUGUCUGUGUGACUCCUUUGCAGGGACUGUGUUUCUCUCAGAUUUAAAUGUUGCUGGUGGCUUAGUUUUGAAAGAAAAAAAAGCAAUCAGGGAAUCAGGGGAGCCUUCAGAACCCUAUUAGGAAUUAUAUCUGUCAAAGAAUAGAUCAUUGUCUCAGAGUUACA
Molecule: messenger RNA, 1628 nt
Organism: Euleptes europaea (tarantolino)
Lineage: Eukaryota; Metazoa; Chordata; Lepidosauria; Squamata; Sphaerodactylidae
Gene: FGF14
Product: fibroblast growth factor 14
Exons: 5
Coding region: 321-962 (213 amino acids)
Biological process (GO): positive regulation of cell population proliferation; regulation of cell migration; fibroblast growth factor receptor signaling pathway
Cellular component (GO): cytoplasm
Molecular function (GO): fibroblast growth factor receptor binding; growth factor activity
Source: RefSeq, a predicted model, not a curated record